This is a messenger RNA of Anthostomella pinea, 1320 nucleotides long. The record is from the annotation of a GenBank genome assembly. NCBI's taxonomy places the organism in Eukaryota, Fungi, Ascomycota, Sordariomycetes, Xylariales, Xylariaceae.
AUGAGCAACUCCAAUUUCCGGGUAAUUAUUGUUGGAGCAGGCCCUGUUGGCCUCUACGUGGCCAACGCCCUGCAGCAAGCAAACAUCGAGUUUGUUGUCCUCGAACAGGAGAAGACAGUCUUGAAGCCCGCCGGCCAACUGCUAUUUGUUUGGCCGCAGACUGUUCGUCUUUUCGACCAAAUCGGCUUGUUGGCUCCAAUGCAAGAAGCAGCCUUCCAGCUAUACCAGAAGAAACGAACUUCGGGUAUCGAUGGUCGCGUGACGACGACCAGCAACUUUUGGGGUUUCAUGCGAGAGAACCAUGGGUAUCCUUUUCUCCUGAUAUUGCGUAGUGAUCUGGUUCGGAUUCUCUACGCCAAUUUGAAGAGGAGAGACACCCAUGUCAGAACGGACACUCAAGUCAUAGACAUUGUCCCCCAUGCCCAUGGUAUCCACGUCAAGGCUAAGGAUGGGGCCGUCGUCGAGGGUUCGAUCGUCAUUGGCUCAGAUGGCGUGCAUAGUGAAACGAGGAGCUUGAUGCAGAGACUGGCUAUCCAGUCUACGGGGGUUGACGAGGGCAACCCCAUGCAAUCUUCGUUCUACGGGCUAUUUGGUCGCGCGUCAAUUGACCAAGUCAAGAUUGAGCCAGGGGUUUUGUUCGAAUCGAGGGGAGCUGGAACAGUCAUACAAUGCUCGGGGACGAGGCGCACGCUUCACUUCGUGACUCUGACGCCGCUCCCCAGCCGAGUCACCGAGCGAAUCAGAUACAAUACGGAAGGAAUGGAAACAUACGCAACGUCAAUAGCUGAUGUUGCAGUGUGCCCGGGUGUCACCUUUCGGGAAAUCUGGAAACACGCGGACAAGAGUACGACGGUGUUGGUGAACCAAGAGGAAGGCUUUUUGAGUCAUUGGCAUCACGAUCGCAUCGUUUUGGUGGGUGAUGCUGUCCACAAGGUCACAAGUGUGAAUGGCCUGGGUAUGACGUGCGGGCUACAUUCGGCAGCCGCACUUGCGAACGAACUGCAAAGCCUGAGUGCCGCGAUGCCUCAUGAUCCUACGGCCAUGCUCUUCAAUCAAGCCUUCGCGAAGUACCAACGGAUUCGUGAGAGCGAGUGUAGGGCUAUAUGGGCUGCUGGUCGCAGUAUGGUACGCGAGGUGACAAGAAGGUCACGGGUAAACUGGUUGUGGGACACCUACUUCCUUCCCUGGCUUGACAUGGAGAGCUUUGCCAAGGGUAUUUUGGUUUCUCUUCUGUUGAUCAGAUAUGGCCACAUUCUUACCUACAUCCCAUUCGAUGAGCAAGGGGGCAGGAUUACAUGGGUACGGAGGUGUAAGCGUUAG